AUGUAAAAAUACGAAGUUCUUGGCAUCAUAGGCAAAGGUUCUUAUGGUGUUGUACUCAAAGGAUAAAAUAAAGAAACAGGAGAAGUAGAGCAAAUUAAUAAUUUAGAUUGUAGCUAUCAAAUAAUAUAUUGGUUCUGAAGAAGAUGAAAGUGUUAAAAAAACAAUCUUAAGGGAAGUUAAACUAUUAAAAAUGCUUAAUCAUGACUAUAUUGUUAAAAUUAAAGAGGCCUUUAGAAGGUAUUUAUAUUAUAAAAUUAUUAAUAGAAAAGGCAAACUUUAUGUAGUAUUAGAAUAUGUUGAAAAAAACUUAUUAGAAUUACUUGAAGAAAAACCGAAUGGUUUAGAUGUAAAAUUUAAUAAUUAUUAUAGCCUGAAUUAGCAAGACGAUUUAUUUACUAAUUAUGUUUAGCCAUUGCAUAUUGUCAUUCACUUGAAAUUUUACAUAGAGAUAUUAAACCUGAAAACCUUCUUGUUAGUGAUCAAUUUGUUUUGAAGGUUUGUGAUUUUGGUUUUGCAAGACUAAUUCCAUAAAAAUAAGGAUAGUUAACUGAUUAUGUAGCAACUAGAUGGUAUAGAGCACCAGAAUUACUAUUGGGAGAUGAAUAUGGUAAAGGGGUUGAUAUAUGGGCUAUUGGAUGUAUAAUGGCUGAAUUAACUGAUGGGUAACCCUUAUUUUAGGGUUAAACAGAAAUGGAUCAAUUAUAUUUGAUUUGUAAAGUUUAAAUUAGUGUGAUAUUUCAUAGUUACUAGGUCCUUUGACUAGUGAAUAAAAAGAAGCUUUUCUUAAGAAUCCUCGUUAUGUUGGAAUGAAAUUUCAUGAAAUCACUAAACCAGACACAAUUGAAAAAAAGUUUUAAUCUAAACUUUCAUUAAAAGCUAUUUCAUUUAUUAAAGGAUUAUUGAAAAUGGAUCCUAAUAAGAGAAUGACUGCAUUUGAGGCAUUAGAACAUCCAUACUUUGAUGGAAUGAGAGAUGAUUAAUAUUAUUAGUUUUUAAAAGAAUUAAGAGAUAAAGAAUAAAUACCAAAAGAUAGAAUACAAUCUGCAAAUAAAGUAGCUUUAAAAUAAACACAAUAAAUUAAUUAAUAAUAAUAAUAAUAAUAAUAAUAAGUAUUAUCAUAAUAAAAAGAUAAUUUAAUAAGUAAUAAAAGAAUUGAUAAAUCAAAUGAAAGGUAUAUAUUUAUAAUAUACUUAUAGAAAAACAUAAUAAAAAGGAAAUAAUAAUAUAUCUGUUGAAAGAGUAAAUAAUUUUGUUAAACCUGCACCUCUAAAAACAGGAGAGAAAAAUAUAGGAGAUUUUAAUGCUUAAGAAUCUAAAUCAAUGCCUAAAAAAGAUGUUAAUUCAUAAUUAGGUUUUUUAUAAAAGAAUGUGAUUAUUGGAUAUUAAGAAGGAUAAUUCGAUAACUUUUUAUAAAAUAAAAUGGCUUAAAAUUAUAAUUAUGAAAUACCUGAAAAUGAUUUAAAUAAUUCAAUUGAAGGAGAGAAAAAGUCUAUGAAUCUUAGGGCUAGAGCAAAGAAAAAAUCAUUUAAUCCUGAUAUUAUUGAAGAUGAUUAAACAACAAUCAUUAAAUUAAAAAGAAAAGAUUAAUAAUAAUAAUUAUUUUAAUAAUAAAUUCCAUCAUAUUAAGUUAAAAAGAAAUCUACUUAAUUAAAGUAAAACUUUUAUCCUACUGAUGAAUAUUCUGGAGAUGAAUAGGAAGUCUAUUAAUCAAAAGAACUUUUGAACAUUUAAAAAGCAUAAAAAUAAUAAUUAUAAUAUAAUUACAAUAUUGGGGAAUGUAGAAAUACUUAAGAAGAUUAGGAUAAGAAUUUAAACAUUGUGUAUAACAAUAUAACUUAUAAUUAUAAUAUUAAUAAUUCUCCUGGGUGGAUGAGCAAGAAAAGAAAUUGA
Messenger RNA from Paramecium primaurelia, 1890 nucleotides. NCBI's taxonomy places the organism in Eukaryota, Ciliophora, Oligohymenophorea, Peniculida, Parameciidae. The record is from the annotation of a GenBank genome assembly.